AUGGUGAAUUGGAAAUGGAUGCAAAUAUACCAGAAUGCUAUUUUGAAAGCUUCACCGGCAGUAAGUUCAGAUCACUGCGCUUUAAUUUUGAAAACACAGCCGCUGGUCCGGAUAAAGAAGGAAUUCAGGUUUGAGGCCUUUUGGGCAGAGCAUGAGGAGUGUAAGGAGGUGAUCAAGCGGAGCUGGCAUUUGGACGACGGGAAUAGAAGCUGUUGGAAUCAGUUUGUAAGAAAGAGAAAUAGAUGCAAGAGGGAGUUAACAGAAUGGAGUAGAAGGAAGUUUAAGAGAGCAGAUAAAGAAAUUGAAAGAAAGAAAACAGAAUUACAACACAUUCAGAAAUUUGAUAUGUCAGAAAGUGAACAGAGGAGAGCAAAUGAGCUGAAAAGUCAAAUCUCAGAGCUAUGGAAGCAGGAAGAGAAAAGAAAUAGGAAUAGAAUUGAUAAAUUGAGAAAUGAAUCAGGACAGUGGAUUCAAGGAGAGGAUAAUAUAAUGAGACUAGUGGAAGGGCAUUUCACCAAGCUGUACACAUCUAUUGGGGUCAAAAACAUGGAGGAGUGCAUAAGAGAGAUACCUAGGACUAGAAGAGUCACUAGAGAGAUGAAUGAAGAAUUGAUGGCAAAGAUCAAGGAUGAAGAAAUUAAGGAGGCAACCUUCAGUAUGGGGGGCUUAAAGGCGCCGGGUCCAGAUGGUAGACUUAUACAGGAUAAUAUAAUUAUAGUUCAAGAAGCUUUUCACAAAUUUAGCAAAAAAGGAAGUCUUGGAAACAAAGAUUUAGCCAUCAAAUUAGACAUGAAUAAGGCAUAUGACAGAUUGGAAUGGGAUUUUUUGGAAAGGGUCCUGGAAGCUUUCGGUUUUUGUAACGAGUGGGUUAAGUUGAUGAUGAACUGUGUGAAGAGUGCUAGUUAUAGGUUCAAGAUAAAUGGAAAAUUGUCCAGAAGAAUCGGUCCUCAAAGAGAGCUUAGACAGGGAGAUCCUCUAUCACCUUAUCUCUUUAUUUUGGCUGCUGAAAGCUUUACUAUACUCAUGGAAAAGGCUGCGAGAGAUAAUUUAAUUUCAGGAAUUAGAUUAGCUCCCACAGCGCCGCCUAUUACUCAUCUUCUAUUUGCUAAUGAUUGUAUCAUUUUUACAGGGGCACAAGAAGAUGAGAUCUAUCAACUCAUUCAGAUUAUAAACAAAUAUACGGAGGCAUCAGGACAAAGAAUCAACACUGAGAAGUCCGGGUUGAUUUUUGGAAGUCAGGUACCUAUCCAGAGUAGGGUGAACAUAGAAGAGAUCACGGGCAUGGCGUCGUGGGAAGACCCUGGAAGAUAUCUCGGACUGCCAGCGAGAUGGGGAAGAUAA
This is a messenger RNA of Arachis stenosperma, 1341 nucleotides long. RefSeq lists its product as uncharacterized. The record is from RefSeq and is a predicted model, not a curated record. Lineage: Eukaryota; Viridiplantae; Streptophyta; Magnoliopsida; Fabales; Fabaceae. Bases 1 to 1341 code for a protein of 446 amino acids. The transcript is spliced from 3 exons.